CGGUCAGGGGUCCGUGAGUGCCGGUCUGGGGUCCGUGAAUGCCGGUCUGGGGUCCGUGAGUGCCGGUUUGGGGUCCGUGAGUGCCGGUGAGGGGUCCGUGAGUGCCGGUCUGGGGUCCGUGAGUGCCGGUGAGGGGUCCGUGAGUGCCGGUCUGGGGUCCGUGAAUGCCGGUGAGGGGUCCGUGAGUGCCGGUGAGGGGUCCGUGAAUGCCGGUCUGGGGUCCGUGAAUGCCGGUCAGGGGUCCGUGAGUGCCGGUGAGGGGUCCGUGAAUGCCGGUCUGGGGUCCGUGAGUGCCGGUCUGGGGUCCGCGGUGCCGCCAGCCCCCGGUGGUCCCGGUGCCGGUGUUCCUCGCCCCCAUCCCCGAGCGGGGCCGGUCCCGCCCCGUUCCGGUGACGGCGCGGGCGGGCCGGAAGCGCGGGGGGGGCGCGGCGGCCCCGCUCCCAUCCCGGUGCUGCCGUCCCGGUGCUGCCGUCCCGGUGCUGCCGUCCCGGUGCUGCCGUCCCGGUGCUCCCGUCCCGGUGCUGCCGUCCCGGUGCUGCCGUCCCGCCCCGGCACCGCCAUGCGCAAGUUCUUCCAGGAGAUCAAGGCCGACCUGAAGUUCAAGACGGCGGGGCCCGGGCAGAAGCUCUCGGAGCCGUCCCGGGCCCCCAAGGAGAAGCCGAAAGCCGAGGUGGCCCCGAAGCCCCGGCAGGCCCCGAGCGAUGAGGCGCAGAGGGCGGCGGCCGCGGCGCUGGCCCGGCUGGAGCUGAAGCCCAAGGCGAAGGCACCGUCCGGCUCGCAGGAGACCAUCAGGAGCCACGUGAGGAAGGAGCUGAUGGCCGACGCAGCUGCCAGCGAGAAGGAGCUCUCCAUGGAGGAGAAGGAGCAGGAGGAGGAAGGGGCAGCUGCUCCCUCUGUAUCAGGGGUUUAUUUCAUCUGCCCCUUGAGCGGUGCAAUUGUGAGGAAAGACCAGAAGGAAAAGCAGCUCCGAGAAGCCAUCCAGGCAUAUUUCUCUGUGGACCCGGUGGCUGCUUCCAUCAUGGAGAUCCACACCUUCAACCGGGACCGGGAGAAGGUGCGGCUGUGCGUGGAGACCAUGGCCAAGUACCUGGAUAACAUCUAUCUCCAUCCAGAGGAGGAGAAAUACCGGAAAAUCAAACUGCAGAACAAGGUGUUCCAGGAAAGGAUAAGCUGCUUGGAAGGGACGCACAAAUUUUUCCAGGCUGUCGGGUUUGAGACAAAAACACUGCCUGUUCCAGGACAAGAGGCCACGGAGGAGUUCUACGUGCUGAAGGAGGAGGUUCUGAGCAGGCUGGAGGAGCUGAAGGACCGCAAGGAGCAGCUGCUGAGCUCGGAGCCCGUGCGGGCGCAGCUGCACCGGCAGCUCACGGUGUUCCAGCCGUCGCCCGCGGCCGCGCGCUUCGAGCUGCCCCACGACUUCUUCAACCUCACUGCGGAGGAGCUCCGGAGGGAGCAGCGGCUCCGGACGGAGGCGGUGGAGAAGGCGGCGAUGCUGAGGACCAGGGCCAUGCGCGAGAAGGAGGAGCAGAGGGAGAUGAGGAAAUACAACUACACCCUGCUCCGGGUGCGCUUUCCCGAUGGAUACAUCCUCCAAGGGACUUUUUAUGCCCGAGAAUCAGUAUCUGUGCUCUACAACUUUGUGAGAGAAGCGCUCAGAGAUGACUGGCUGCCCUUUGAGCUCCUGGGACCCGGAGGUCUCAAACUGACUGACGAGAGCUUGGCCUUCAAUGAAUGUGGGUUGGUGCCCUCGGCCCUGCUGAGCCUGGCCUGGGACGCCGCGCUCAUGGCUGACGUGGAGGCGGCGGCGGAGCAGGAGCAGCGCAGCCCCCUCAGGCCCGAGCUGCUGGCCCGGGCCCAGAGCCUCUCCUGAAAUAAAGGGCCCUGCCUCCCGUGCUGCUGCUGCCUUUACUCGUCCCUCCUUUCCCAGGACUGCUGGAGCUCCCUGAGCUCGGAGGUGGCUUUGGUUUGGCUCUGCGGAGGGGCUGCAGCUCCCUGUGCCCCGCGGCAGCCCCAGAGCCCCGGGCAGCCUCUCCCCAGCCCCGGCUGCUCCCGGGGGCUCCGGGCACCAGAGCGGGGCAGGGGCUGCUGAGGAGCUCCCGAGGAGGUGCUGGAGCAGGGACCUGGAGCAGGGACCUGGAGCAGGGACCUGGAGCAGGGAUCAGGGGCUGUGGGGCUGGUUCAGAACUCGGCUUCCCCUCCUGUGUGCACUGUGACUCUGCUGGAGAGAAGCUCUUGGGAGAAAACUCAGUCUGAUCAAAUGGAAUUGGAUUUAUUCAAGGACUCAGUUCUGAUCCCAGCUGUUUGGGUUGCGUUGUUGUUGUUGUAGGUUUGAGAUGCCAAACCAGUCUGUGCUGGGGCUGGCACUGGUGUGACUGGGAGCAGAGACUGACGGCAGGGAACAGCCACUGGUGGUGAUAACAAACCUCCAGAUACAGACAAUCUUUUAAAGAAAUAAUUCAUAACUCUCCAGUCACACAAAGCUGAAACCCCCAGCGAGUUUCUCUGUGCAGCAUCAAGUUUGAUGCCAGCCCAGUCCUUUAAAACCUCAACCCAAGUUUUCCUGUGGGACAGAGCCCAGCUCUGAUGUGGACAAGAGACAGAAUCCAGCCUUGGCCUGUCCCAAAAUAAGAGAAACAUUUUUCCUUUUCCAAAGGUAAACCCUGCUGCUGUUCUCUGGAGCAAGUAAGACCACAAACAGGAUGGUACAAGAGCAUAAAUUCAUAUAUAAUUGUACAUCAUUUAUACCCAAGGCCACGCUGUACAACAUUAUGAACAGUCAUUCCCCAGUGGCAUCACAAUAAGCUUAUUCCAAAAUCCCUCAGCUACUUUUAGAGAUAACUUAGAUACCUUCCAUUACAAAGAAGUAUCAAAAUUUCAAUAAUGCUUUAUUAAGGACAGAUUAAUAUGCAGUAUUUAAAAAAAAAAAAAAGCUAAAAAGCUAAAACUAAAAAUUUAAGCUUCCAUCAGGUCUGAAGCAGAACAAAGUGCUGUCUUCUCUUUACAAGAAAUGUGGAAUACUUUCAAGUAUCUUGGUCAAAGAUACACAAUGUUUAAAAUUUUCUAGCUCAUUCUACAUACAUACAGAGGAGUUAGUAGGCAUUUAAGUCUCAAAUUGUAUUAGAUGGGCUGACCACGCUGCUGUCCUGGUCAGCAGCUCUCGUGCCACUGGAUUCUGAAGCUGUAGAACCUGCAAAGGAGAGAAUGUGUUGGGUUUGUUUUUAUAAAUAUCCUCAUUAAUCCAGUAGAAUUUGACUGCUUUAUGUUUUAUCUGUGUUAGCUUCCUGCAUCUGUUGUGAGUCUCCUUUUCAACACUAUUUAAAAACUGGUUUUAAUACUGGUUUCGUAUUUAAUAUCACCAAUCCAGAAUAAAAAAAAAAGAAAAAAAAAAUCACUUUUCAACCAUAAAAA
Messenger RNA from Poecile atricapillus (Black-capped chickadee), 3408 nucleotides. RefSeq names its product UBX domain protein 6 (gene UBXN6). Gene Ontology annotation, molecular function: protein binding. The record is from RefSeq and is a predicted model, not a curated record. NCBI's taxonomy places the organism in Eukaryota, Metazoa, Chordata, Aves, Passeriformes, Paridae. Gene Ontology annotation, cellular component: cytoplasm. The coding region runs from base 560 to 1870 and encodes 436 amino acids. The transcript is spliced from 12 exons.